AUGGAUCUAGAUGAUAUCGUCAUAGAUCGGGGGUUUAGCGAGUGGGAGAGAUUACUUAACGGCGGGUGCAAGUUUCCCCCUGCUGCAAAUGAGCAGGAAUCGCAAGUUUGUGAGCGUGUGGAAGAUAGCAUACUCAUUAAAGGAACCCUUGAGAAUCAUUACUAUAGCAUGAUUACCCCCAAGCUCCGUCCAAAGGAGUCUUCUCUAAAAACAAAAAACCAUUACCUUCCCCUUUCUGGUUUGAAGUACGUUCUCAGCCACAAAAACUUGGAAGAGAUGAGGAAGUGUUGGUUUCCGGGUGAAGACCGUCUUCUAUGGUACAACCAGAUAUGGGGAAGUGGCUUUCAGACGAGUCGUGCCCGGAUAUUUGUGCUUCUCUUACGGCUAGAGAAGCCCCAACACAUCACGUUAUUUCGUUCUCACGAGUUGUUCGACUCGUCGCUUCCUCUCUUACGAACUCACGCGGUGUUUCAAGCGGAAGGGUUUACCGACAGGGAUGCAGAUUUAUUUGUUGAAAAGCAGGAUAUGGUCCUUGCUCCCUUUUUCCAUUUCAACUCCCAAAAGAUCAAACACUAUAAGCUCAACAAUGAGACACCGAUACCUCUUCUGUCCAAAGAGCAGGUUGAGGGAGGAUCGGGGACGCAUGGGCGGGUGUGGAAAGUGUUGUUCCACCAUGAUCACUACUAUUGUGAAGAGCACGAGAAUUGGGGAAUACCUGGGCCGUACUAUGCGUUGAAAAAAUUUCAUCGUGAUCGCCAAUCUAAAAAGGACGACUUUUACAAUGAGCGAGCAGCUUUAGAACGAUUUAGCGGAUCCCAAUCAGGUCAUAUACAUCUCAUUCCUCUACUGAUGUCUUAUGAAACUGAAACCACAUAUUACAUGGUUUUUCCCUGGGCUAGACACAAUCUUGAGCAGUUCUGGGAGAAGGUCCCAAAUCGGCCAGACUCCAGUAAGUCGCUAAAUUGGAUGAUAAAACAAUGCCAUGGUCUAGCCAAGGCUCUACAGAAAGUUCACACACAUGAGAGUUGGAACGGUCUCCAGAACCGGGGUCGACAUGGAGAUAUCAAGCCGCUCAAUAUCCUUUGCUUUAGCUCUCAAUCUCAAGAGGGCGAUGAUGAUGCUGCUGACCCUACCAAAUAUCGGCUCGUCAUUGCUGACUUUACACUUAUGAGAUUCCACUCCCCUCAUUCUGUUGAUCAGGGCACGGCUUCCAAAGUUGGAUACUCUCGAACCUAUCAGCCACCCGAAACCAGGAUGGGCGGCGAGGAGCCGGUCAACCAGAUGUACGACGUGUGGACAUUAGGCUGUGUUUAUCUCGAACUAAUAACUUGGCAUUUGCUCGGAUCCCAGGCCAUUUACGAGAAGUUCAACAGCGCAAAUGGACCCCAAACCCAAGUGCUUCAAGGUUUUCAGACUCUACGGAGGCUGGAGGACAAUAAACAAUAUGUCUAUGUUGAGGACAAGUUCUUCAACAUAGACGGAGUGGGAGGACCUAGUGUGAAACCCUCGGUCCAAAGGUGGUUCAAAUUUCUUCGCCAGCAGCGGCAUUGCUCUAAGCAGCUUGGUCUAUUUCUAGAUCUAAUCAAGAACCAUAUGCUUAGGGCAAAGCCCGGCCAGCGAUAUAAGAUUGAUAGAAUAUGCAGUGAGAUGAAUUAUAUUCUUGCGAACCCCGCCGACGGUAACGAAUGUCGUCUCGAUCCCCCUUUGGGCGAGAUUGACACCUGCAUCCCUCUAUUUACAUCCGAUACCGAGAAAUAUCUUGACAGCUUUUGCAAGGUCCCACUGGAAACUCGGUCCCAAACCAGGCCCAAUGAAGCCAGCAUCAACGACUUGGACGAAAGGAUAUUCUCGCAAAAGCUACUAGAACCCCCGGGUAUAUCGAGUGAGCGGACAUCCAUGGAAACCACGACCAUCAGCAGAGCGCCUUCGACAAUUAGACGAGGGUCUAUAUCGCAGCCGACGCAGAGGCAGAGCCGCCCUUUCCUCUCUCCUUCAGAUGCCAUUUCUAAUGCGGAAACACGACUUGGAAGCGCGCACAGCAACGAAAGCGAUGAAUUCAAGAGAUCAAUUGACUUCAUGGAAAAAAACCCUUCGGAGUUUCUCAAUACAACCAAUGCCGAGAGUUGCAGUAUGAAGAAAACUAACACUCACAACGGACAAGUUUCCAUGCGCAAUCGUGUGAUACAUAAACUUGAGCGCCUAAAGUCACGUUUACGGAAUUUGGUGGAGCGGAUGAUGAGGCAUUAG
This is a messenger RNA of Clonostachys byssicola, 2247 nucleotides long. Lineage: Eukaryota; Fungi; Ascomycota; Sordariomycetes; Hypocreales; Bionectriaceae. The record is from the annotation of a GenBank genome assembly.